AUGAAACCAACAGGCCAUCAUGACGACCCAUUCCAGGAUCCAGUUGCCAAGCACCACGGCCUAGAUGGAAAUCCAGUUGAAGACCCCAGUAUUCAGGGGGCACUAGGCUUGCAUGCAGCUUACUAUGAAGGCGCCGGAUACGACCUUGAUCCCGCACAGGAGUCAGCACACCAUCUGACACCGGGAACAUCAACCACCGUCGUCAGUGGCCAAAGCAAAGAUACGAUGGCUUGCUUGGCUGAGAUCAAACACAAAGAGGCUGAGCUCAAAAAGCGUGAACAUAAUCUAGGCUCAAGAGAAGAACACGUCAAAAAUUAUGGCAAAAAUAAUUGGCCUCGAUUUUAUCCUAUAUUCUUUCAUGAUAUUGAAGAAGAAAUCCCAAUCAAAAAACGGGCAGACAUGACAAGAAUUUAUCAAGGAUGGCUAUUCUUGGUCAUUGUAUUAGCUUGGAACUUGGUCACCUCAAUAUUUCUUCUGACCAGUGGGGCCUUGAACGGUGGAGCGGAUCUAGGCUUGAGAAUCUUUUACCUCCCUGGCCUAUUGUUCUCAAUUGAGAUUUAUGCGUUUUUUUAUCCAGUAAUCACAAUCCUGUCCUUCCUACUGUGGUAUAAGCCCGUGUACAAUGCAUAUGCGAAAGAACAUUCCAUCUUCUAUCUAUUAUACUUUGGUAUCCCAGGCAUGGGCUUGGCAGGGCUGAUUAACAUGAUUGCAGCCUUUGGUAGGGGGAGCAUUGUGACUGGAGUCUUUGUGGUCAUUGCGUCUAUUGGAUGGGCAAUCAUAGCCCUGGGGAACGCCUGGAUGUGGAAAGCGGUCUGGAAACAUUGGCACGAUAAGGGCCAUACUUUUGAUCAGGCAAAGAGCAAAUUUGCUACUACUGGUCUCAAGGCUUAUUUCAGCAGCAGUAAAAGUGUUUGA
Messenger RNA from Puccinia graminis f. sp. tritici CRL 75-36-700-3, 915 nucleotides. RefSeq lists its product as uncharacterized. Gene Ontology annotation, cellular component: trans-Golgi network membrane; recycling endosome membrane. The record is from RefSeq and is a predicted model, not a curated record. NCBI's taxonomy places the organism in Eukaryota, Fungi, Basidiomycota, Pucciniomycetes, Pucciniales, Pucciniaceae. The coding region runs from base 1 to 915 and encodes 304 amino acids. The transcript has 7 exons. Gene Ontology annotation, biological process: protein transport.